Psylliodes chrysocephalus is the source of this 874-nucleotide messenger RNA. Lineage: Eukaryota; Metazoa; Arthropoda; Insecta; Coleoptera; Chrysomelidae. The record is from the annotation of a GenBank genome assembly.
UGGGAUAGUUGACGUUCGACGUAGAAUUGUGAUUUUCUAACCUAUUUUCGUACAUUUAUUUUUUAAUAUUUAAAAGAAUAUAUGAUUAGUAUAUGUUGAUUAGAAAUAAUAAUUGGGGAUAAGGAACAUUUUUACUAAAUUGAUUUAGAAAAUGAGUUCAGAAAAAGGUAACGUGGCACGUACGCGUCCUCAAAAACACAAAAAUCGAGGAGUUUUCAAAAAUAACCUCCACGAUACCAACCAUGUUACAAAAAUGAUCAAUUCAAUUCAAGUCAGCCAUGUAUGUGAAAGGUGCAAAGAUAUAAUCGAGUGGAAAAUUAAAUACAAAAAAUAUAAACCAUUGUCACAGGCCAAGACAUGUGUCAAAUGCAAUUUGAAAACCGUUAAACGGGCUUACCACGUUAUGUGUGCAGAAUGUGGGAAAAAAUUAGGCCUUUGUACGAAGUGCUGCCAGAAAAAGGAUGUUGUUGUCCCACCAGUAACUGUAAAUAAGUUUGAGUUGGAUUUAGAACUUAAAGCAAUUUUAAGUAGUUUGGCAGAAAGGAGACGGCGCACUUUUCUAAGAUAUAUGGACAAGAAACGAAAACAAAAAGAGGAAACAGAGGAACCGAACACUACAGAAGAAGAAGAUCGAAAAGAUUUGUUAGAUAAAUUAAAAUCAUUACAAAUUAUGGAUGAUGAUGAUGAUGAAGAUGAUGAUGAUGAUUGUGAUGAUGAUCAUCAUCAUCCUUUUGACACAGAUUCUAGUCCAAGUGAACAUGUUGAUGAUGAUGAUUUGGAUAAACAUCAUGAUAGGCCAAUUGGUUGUCCAAAUGAUGUUGUAUUUAUAUAAUAAUUCUUAAAAAUAUAAUGAAUAAAUAACCUGUAAUUAAAA